This is a messenger RNA of Oryza sativa Japonica Group (Japanese rice), 624 nucleotides long. NCBI's taxonomy places the organism in Eukaryota, Viridiplantae, Streptophyta, Magnoliopsida, Poales, Poaceae. The record is from RefSeq and is a predicted model, not a curated record.
AUGCAGCCGGCGGCAGAUGGGGAGAGGUGGCGUGGAGCGCAUCCCAGUCCAGGCCUCCGAGCUGUUGUUCGACGUCGACGAGUCGGCGCGGCGGAGCGCGCCACCGGGGCGGUCGCCAGGGUCCGGGCGCUUGCGAGGGACAGCGAGCGGAACCGGCGAUGCUUCGUGUCUGUCGGCACGGGGCGCAUGCUGGCCGCGGCGUUCGAGUCUCUCGCCGCCGCGGCAUUGGUUUGCAUGAUGCCAUUGGACAAGGAAGCGGCCAGGGUCACCAAGGCCGCCAUGGUCGCCACCACCCACCUGGUGAGCUCCGACAAGCGCGUCGCGACGAGGGUAGCGUCCACGGGGCUCAUCCCAACACUAAUCGAGGCCCUCGUAGACGCUGACAAGAGCGUGUCCGAGAAGGCCCUGGCGGUGUUCGACGCAAUGCUCACCUCGGAGGAAGGCCGCGCGAGCGCGCGGGGCCACGCCCUCGCAAUGCCGGUCCUUGUGAAGAAGAUGUUCCGCGUGUCCGAUGUGGCCACCGAGCUUUGCCGCCGCCACCGCUCAUUGGGCUCGGUCAAGGGAGGGGCCGGUGAGCCCGUUCGGACGGUGAGGAGAAAGCCGACGAUGGGCACUGGCCGGUGA